This is a messenger RNA of Fusarium redolens, 1233 nucleotides long. RefSeq lists its product as uncharacterized. The transcript is spliced from 2 exons. Bases 103 to 1077 code for a protein of 324 amino acids. Lineage: Eukaryota; Fungi; Ascomycota; Sordariomycetes; Hypocreales; Nectriaceae. The record is from RefSeq and is a predicted model, not a curated record.
ACACAUAUUAACCCUGCCUCCACCCGUCGCAGCUCUCCCCUCUCCAUCGUCUGUUUACCCCAAGGAACCACCCUUUUGCUAAUGUAAUAGCUCAUAGUGACGAUGUCAGUCCCUGGGGCAUGGCCCUCGAGCCCAGCGAGACUCACCCUCGAAGCUUGGUCGCAGGGCUGCAUGAUCGGCGCUCUGAUAAUUAUGAUUGGCAUUACUUUAGCUAACAUGCGACGUGGAGUGAUGUUGCAUAAGUUGAUCUUGGCGGAGGUGAGUGUUUUCCCCUCGAUGUCAGAUCCAUCUCACAAACCUCACAAGCUCCUCCUGGCCAUGCCAAAUGGCUUCUUUACGUUUUUCGACCCUCCGAUCUGGGGAUGGUAUUUAUCCUCGACUGCCAUUCUGCUCAUCGUUUCGUGGAAUCUACACAACGUCGUCGCUUGGAUGAAAAACAAGCCCUUCCUGUCGAAGCGGAAUAACGCCAUAUAUAUCGGGAGCAUCAUUCUGGUCCAACCGUACUGGGUCCUUGAGAUAUAUGCCAACUUCACCUACUUUAACACUACUGACAAUCACCUUUUUGUCUCAACCCGACCGCUUGAGGCUCUCUGCCGCGACCCUUGGUGGAUAUUUACAGCUGUUAACCUUUUCUGGAAUAUAAAAUUCCGUUAUGAGUUCAAAUUUAUGGAAAUUAUCCGCAUAUGCCCCCGUUUCGGUCUCUUACUCUUGAGCAUGGCCCUUAGUAUUAUCUUUAUCACUGUCGAUAUUCUCUCCGUCACCCCAGUCCUCCGGAUCGGCUAUAUCAAUCCGUUCUGGAAGUUUGCCUUUAUAUUUAAGUGCUUCACCGAUACGAUCGUUCUAGAUGACUUCAAGACCGCACUGGAUAGGUUGAGCCGAUACAAGAUGGAACAGAAUUACCCGCUUCCUUUUAGCAGACCCACCAGUAGGCAAAGGGACCUCGAUUUGUACGACAUCUGCCGUCAUGAGACCUUGGAUGUGACUGUUGAGCACAGGGAAAGGGUAGAUGAUUCCGUUAUUCGCGCUCCACCGCGGAUAGUGAGGACUGAUGCGGGGUUAAUAGGUAGAACGCACUAAGGAAUCAGUUUUGUGUGAGAUCUGCGCCUUAGCUCAUUAUAUCGGACCGAUAGUGUGAUUUAACGCCAAUAAUUGGGUGAACAAGUUAUCCUAGCUGAACUGUAAAUGCGUGCGUGUCUGGGCCUCCCAUCAGUCCGAGAUUGCCUUUGUUUUCCC